GAUGUGAUCUAGUGAUGUCAUACGCGUUGACGGCAUCAUCGCGGCCAGACGACACACAUCUACACACCUUGUGACGAUGUUAAUAGACCGCCUUUUUUCCCCGUUUAACCACACAACGCGUGUUCUUUUCGUAUAAACUCGGUUGAGUCUCAUAGGAAAGUUGUAGCGGUAGCAUCAAGCUAAUUAUCGUCAUCAUUAGCCAGUGAACGCUACAGCGGUGACAUGCUAAUGAGCCUAAGCUAACGUGCUAGCAGUGCCAACCGUCAUUCAGGCGGAGCGGAGACUAUUGACCUGAGGAUCUGUUCAAGAUGUCCUGAGGUUCAUAACAUCCGUAACGGAGGUUAUCGCUGUUCUUUUGUUCAGUUGUGGGUUUUUUUUUUAAAAGAAGAAGUCUGCGGGGUUCGAGGAGAUGAACACGCCGCUCGGGAGGAGCGGCUUGGUCGGACUCGCAGUCGGAGCCACGGCCGGUUGCGGCUUGAUCGCCUUCAUGAUCUUCAGGGAGAUCAGUAGGAGGAGAUCCCGGAGACUGGUGCUGGAGGCCCGGCCGGCUCUCCGGCUGUGUGACGGUUCGGAGGAAGCGGAGCUGCUGCUGCGGGACACGCUGGAUGCGCGGGAGGUGGAGGCCCAGCAGCAGGCCCUGGCGGCGGUGGAGGCGGUGGUGCAAGGCCUGUCCCCCCAGCAGCAGCUGGAGCUGAGGACCCAGCUGGACCAGGUGCUGAACUGCGUGGUCUCGCUGCGCUCAGAGGUGGCUGAUCUGAGGGGCGGCCUGCAGGACAUCGCUGUGCAGAUCAUCCAGGAUGUCAAAAAGGGCGUGGAGGACAGUCAGCGGGUACGUCGGCGGCGCCACAUCAUCCACAGGGAGCGCACCGACUCCACCGGCUCCAGCUCCAUCUACUUCACGGCCAGCCAGGGCGUGGCCAGCGCGUACGAGACCAGCGAAGGAGGGUACUCGACGGCCUACGCCGAGUCGGACUACACUGACCGGGACACGGACAAAGAGGAGGGCGAGCGGGAGCCAGAGCCAGAGCAGGAGUCCGAGGGGGAGGACGAGGACAGGAGCUGUGCCACUGUCCUCACCCUCCGUCAGGAAGACUCCCAUGAGGAGGAAGCGGAGGAGAGAGGGCUGCUGGAGGAGGACGAGGAGGAGGAGGAGGAGGAGGAGGAGGAGGAGGAGGAGGAGGACGGCCUGCAGCUGGUGACGGAGGUCCCCAGCGGGGAGCUGGCUCUCCUGCUGGCUCAGAGCGACGUCCUGCACACCGGAGACGGCAGUCUGAAGGCAGAGGGCUUUCGCCUGCUGCUGGACAACCGAGCAGAGUAUGGAGACAGCAGGGAGUUUCUAUGGCGACUGGCUCGGGCUUACCGUGACAUGUACGAGUCCACUGAGGACAAACAAGAGAAGGAGACCUACGCUCAACGAGGUCAGGAGGAGGCCGAGUUGGCCCUGAAGAAGAACGGCCUCAACGCCGAGUGUCACAAAUGGUUUGCUGUGCUGACAGGACUGACCUCCAAACACGAGAGCAUGCACGGCAAGCUGAAGAGCAGCAACAUCUUAAAGGAGCAUCUGGACCGAGCUCUCGCCCUGAGAGACGACGACCCCAUGUGUUACUACUUGCUCGGCAGAUGGUGCUACGAGGUAGCCACUCUGGACUGGCUGGAGAAGAAGGCGGCCGCCGCCCUCUACCAGAGCCCCCCCACCUCCACACUGCAUGACGCGCUCGAGAACUUCCUCAAGGCAGAGGAACUCAGUCCAGCUUUCUCCAAGAUGGUGAGACUUUACAUCGCACAGUGUCACAAGGAACUGGGAAACAUCUCUGAGGCCACGAACUGGACUGCGCUGGCUCUGAAGACGCCCACAAUCUCCGAUGAUGAUGAAACGACUAAACUGGAGGCUCAGCUCCGAGUCCUAAUUGACAGAAACAUCUGAAGAAGAAAGAAAAAAUAUAUAUAUUUAUAUAUUCAUAUGUCCUUAUAUCCAACUGAUGAGGCCAAUGGCCCUGAUUGGCUCGUCAGGCCGCCAAUCUGUGGUCAUCCAAUCAGAUCUCAUCCCUGUUCCCUUUAUUGGAUACUUCUGUCACUGUGAAAGAUGGACUUUAUUGAUGUAUAUUUAUUUUCUCUAAUCGAGCUAAAAGUAAUGUUUAUUGUGAUUUGUCUUUGUAAUAUCUCUUGUUUAAAUAUUGAUCUGCCUUGUUAACUGACAAACAUAGCUUAUCAUGUCUGACUGCUGGUUAGCUGGUCCAGAUUCAUUAACCAGGGAUGUUCUGAGAGCUUUACGUCAAAGAGGAAACCUAAUUAACUCAUGCAUCCAUUAAUUCAAUUUCUGUUCUCCCUGUAUUAUGAUAGUUGUGCUGGGUCGAUCCCAAAUUGUCUUUGAUGUGUUGACACAAUUGUAGUACUACUCUGAAUAUAUCUUUUCUGCUCCAACUUCAUUUCAUUCGAUUAUGGAGUUUAAAGCAUCUGCACUGAUCCGUGUACUUGUUUUUUUCAUUUGUUUCUGAAGUGAAAGUUAAGCCGCUUUGAUCUAACAUCACUUUGUUUCCAAUUCUAAUUUCAGUUGCUAUUGUGAAACUCAUUUAAUCCUGCGAUGAAAAGUCAAUAUGCACUCAAGUGAUCCUCGUUUAACAUGGAAUAAAAUUGUUUUUUUGUA
Messenger RNA from Gasterosteus aculeatus aculeatus (three-spined stickleback), 2644 nucleotides. RefSeq names its product regulator of microtubule dynamics 3 (gene rmdn3). The record is from RefSeq and is a predicted model, not a curated record. Gene Ontology annotation, cellular component: mitochondrion; mitotic spindle pole; spindle microtubule. Gene Ontology annotation, molecular function: microtubule binding. NCBI's taxonomy places the organism in Eukaryota, Metazoa, Chordata, Actinopteri, Perciformes, Gasterosteidae.